Molecule: messenger RNA, 2448 nt
Organism: Penicillium verhagenii
Lineage: Eukaryota; Fungi; Ascomycota; Eurotiomycetes; Eurotiales; Aspergillaceae
Product: WD40 repeat and Utp12 domain-containing protein
Exons: 2
Coding region: 1-2448 (815 amino acids)
Biological process (GO): maturation of SSU-rRNA from tricistronic rRNA transcript (SSU-rRNA, 5.8S rRNA, LSU-rRNA)
Cellular component (GO): nucleolus
Molecular function (GO): protein binding
Source: RefSeq, a predicted model, not a curated record
AUGGCUAAGAAGUCAUCUCGCCCAACCACCAAGGUCGGUUCGGCCGCGUCGCUAGCCGCUGGCCUCACGCAACCUACCAAGUCUUCUAUUCUUCGAGCUGCAUUUUCGCCUUCCGAGUACCAAUUGGCCCUGUUCGCCUCGGUCAUCCAAGGACUCGAUGCGCAGCAUCUGCGCAUCCACGACACCAACACCGGUCGACUACAAUGCGAGCAUGCGCUGGGACCGAAGGAGAUCAUCACAUCAUUAGACUGGGGAUACUACGGUGGCCAGGCCAAGAACCGCGACCAGUCAAAGAAGAAGCGCAAGCGUGGUUCCGAUGUGAACGGUGUCGAUGGACUCGACCAGGGUGAUGUUGUCGUUGCGUUUGGAACCAGCACCUCGGAAAUCCGCUUGUUUUCUCCGUCGGAGGAUAAGAUUGUCGGUACCUUGACCGGUGCGCAUGAGAAGGGUAUCAAGGACUUCAAGUUCACCGCUGGGCGCCCGGCCCAAGAGGCUUGGAGUAUCGGUGGUGACAACAAGCUCGUGCAGUGGGAUCUGCGCACUGGAAAGACUCUACGAACGAUUCAUCUGCCUGCAUCGUCUGUCUUCACUGCUCUCUCCCGCCCCGUCCCCUCCAACGUGCCUGUCAUCUGUGCUUCCCAGACAUCCUUCUUAAUAGACGUGGAGAACUCCGAAGAGGAGCCUGUCAAGUUCCCCGCCAUGCGCAACCAGAUCCACAGCGUCAUUUCUUCGUCCACCGAGUCGGCUAGCUCUGGCUCAUUCCUUGCAUCUGAUGGUGACCGUUUCAUUAACGUUUUCGAUGCCUCAACCCAGAAGUUGGUCCGAAACCUUGUGGCCGAGCAGGAUGUGACAUCCCUGUCUUUGCACGAUGGUACCCCCGAGAAGCAAAUCCUUGCUGCUAUCACGGAGGAUGGCACAAUUGAACUGUUCACAAAGCCCUUUGCGCAACCUGCGCAAUCUGGCAGUGCUAAGAGCAACCGCAAACAAAUGACGCAAAAGGCAAAUGCCUCUCUCAAGAUCGUCCGAUCUGAGUCUUCCAAUGCCUGUGUCCCCGUGGUUUCAACCUUGUUCCACGGCCACGAGAUUGUGAUUGCUUACGCCGAGGGUGGCGUUAUCCCUGUAUUCGAGCGCGUUAAGUUCCUUGAUGAGACCACCGACGAGCUCGCAUUUACCGGAACCAAGUCAGUUGCAAAGACAAAGGCAACCUCCACAUUGGCAUCCGUGUCAACAAAUGGUUCUAAGGAUGCUGGUGAGAGCCGAGUGGACGAGACCAACACCGCUGUACAGUCUGGUAUGGCUGUCGACGAUGAUGUCGACAUGGAUGAUACCCAAGACAUCGCUUCCGUAUCCGGUGACGAGGACUCGGACGUUGAAGAUACCGUCAAGCCCACAGAGAAGAAGACCAAGUCCUCUAAGCAGGCUCCUGCUGAUGAUGACAUUGAGAUGGACAACGCAGAGUCAGAAGACGAGGAGGAAGAGGAGGAGGAAGGUGCGGAGCCUUCGUUUGGUGAGCUCAUUCGCGCCAAUAGAGGCCAGGAAGUCGACGUCGAAGCCGAGCUUGACGAUGACCUCAACCUCGGCACCCUUGUCCCUGGCAAGCCUGCCGCCGCCGUUCAACAGAUCCCCACUGGUGUCUCGCUAGCUACCGUGCUCACACAGUCACUCAAGACAAACGAUAACGCCCUUCUCGAGUCAUGCUUCCACACCUCCGACAUCACCAUUAUUCGCAAUACCAUCCAGCGUCUUGAUUCUUCCCUUGCUGCUACUUUGCUCCAGAAGCUCGCCGAGCGCCUUUCAUCCCGACCUGGCCGCUACGGUCACCUCAUCGUUUGGGUCCAAUGGGUCUGCGUUGCCCACGGUGGUGCCCUGGCUGGUCACCCGGAUCUCCUCAAGCGUGUUUCCACCCUUUACAAGGUCAUGGAUCAGCGAUCCUCCAGUCUUUCAUCCCUCCUUAUGCUUAAGGGUAAACUUGAUAUGCUUGAUGCGCAGCUUAAUUUGCGCCGUGAUAUUCACAGUCGUAAUGAUGGCAUGGAUAGCGAGGACGAGGACAACAUUAUCUACGUUGAAGGAGAGGAUGAAUCCGACAGUGAUGCUGAAGGCCAAGCUAAGCCGCGGACAAAGUCUAUUCGUGAGCAGGCCUUUGACGAGGACGAGUCAAUGAUGAACGGCGUGGAUGACUCUGAGGAUGAGUCCGAAGAUGGCAGUGAGGACGAGGACGAGGAUGAGAUUGAGAACAUCUUGGACAUUGAGGCAGAGGAGUCGGCUGGCUCUUCUGAUGCCGAAGAGUCUGAGGAAGACGAGGAUGAGGACUCGGACGAGGCGAGCGAGGGAUCCCUCGCGGACUUCAUUGCCGAUACCGAAGAUGAGGGGUCUGAUAUUGCCAUGGAGGAGCCUGCGCCUAAGAAGAGCAAGUCCGGUGGCAAGAAGGGAAAAUUGGGGAAGAAAUAA